Messenger RNA from Aedes albopictus (Asian tiger mosquito), 1384 nucleotides. RefSeq lists its product as uncharacterized. The transcript is spliced from 4 exons. Lineage: Eukaryota; Metazoa; Arthropoda; Insecta; Diptera; Culicidae. The coding region runs from base 276 to 1301 and encodes 341 amino acids. The record is from RefSeq and is a predicted model, not a curated record.
UUUGAGGCAGUUUCAGUUAGUUAUACGAAUAAUGGCAAAUCAAUAAACUUGAAAUCUUUCGUCAGAGUGAAAGUCGUCGUCACUCCGCCUUUCAAUUUAACACACCUCAUGAAGUGCAAACGCAAACAGUUUUACCGGUAUUCAUACCACACAAUUAGACUUCUACGUAAGUGCGCAUAGCUCGUUAACUGUAACAAAAAUGCGUUAACAUCUCAUUCAGCAAGUUCGCGUCAGUGGGAUUAAGCUAUCAAGUGGGACGACAGACAGUGUUGACUAUGAAAGCGUUAUUGUUAGUUAUUUUAAUAAUUAUCCACGAAACGUACAGUGUAUCGAUCAAUAAGCCUGUUGAUUUUGAAGAACCUGAUCAGAAUUUUACUGAAAUCAAAGAAUUAUCGAGGAAGAAGAGGUUUUUGCUGUUUCCGGUUGGGGCUGCUCUUCUGGUAACAGUAUCGGGUGCCAAAGCUAUGAUAUACAAAGGCCCCGGAGGAAAUUUUGCAAUUUUAGAGUUGGACAUGUAUCACCCGCUUCCUGAUUUUAAAAAUCGAAUCACACAAUUCAAACUAGGAGAAAUAUCAUAUCCACCAAAACCAGGCAAUCCAGCUCCUCCACCAACGCCUCCUCCGCCACCCCCACCACCAGCCCCUGCACCUCCUACAACUCCAGAAGACCCACACGAUCAUCACGAUGGUCACGAGCUAACGGAUAUGGAACUGCAAGACUAUUUGAAGGCUCAUCCAGACGCGUGGGUGCCUCCAGGUUAUGGCAAAGAUAGAUCCGAUUGGCUUCCACAGCAAACGAAUGAUCCGUAUUCAACGUACUACCAAGAAAAUCCAGCGUCAAAUUAUAUCCCUUUUGAAAACAACAUGUUGGAUUACUAUCCAUCUGAUUCCUACCGUAUGAGAAGAUCCGAUGACGCAGUCUCUGGACAUGGUGUUGGCGACGACCAUGAAGACCGGUACAAUAUCAGCCAUCAUCGAAGCUGGGAGCACUACCAUCACUAUCGGGAAAAGCGAGACUUGUAUCAGUCACUAGAGCGUGCCCUCGGGGACAAGUUUAGGUUCCAGAUGAAAUCCUGUAUAUUACGAGCUAUAUGUGAGGCACGAAGUUUUCUCCUUCCGCCGGGUAGGUCCAUGAUGAUGGACAUACUAAGGAUUUUGUUCAGUGUUCCACUGAAGGAUGACCUACAGGAUGAAUACAGUAAUGCGAUGAGAAAUGAAAAUAUGGACUGCCAUGAAGUUUACGGAAAAGAUUGUUCAGUCAGUAUAUUGUAUUUGAUUUUGUUUGGAAAGUUUGUUCCUUAGUGAAUCACAAUAAAAUAAAACAAAUAAAAUGUACGUUUCAUAAUAAUUUUCACUAGACUAAGCCCAUUUGAUAACUUUUGACU